Messenger RNA from Triticum turgidum subsp. durum (durum wheat), 2838 nucleotides. The record is from the annotation of a GenBank genome assembly. NCBI's taxonomy places the organism in Eukaryota, Viridiplantae, Streptophyta, Magnoliopsida, Poales, Poaceae.
AUGGUUUGGAGCAGAAUGGCAAGACACUUACAAUUCCUAAGCACAUUCAUCCAUGACCAAGACCAAUGCUCAUGCGAUGGCGCUAAUCAAUCCCUCCACCACACACAUCUACCCACAGCCGCCGCCUCCACAGCCAAUCCAUCCAACCUCUUCUUCCUCCUCCCGCUGCUCCCCCCUUCAUUCCUCCAAACCCUAGCGCAAACCCUAAUGUCCACCACCGCACACCCUCCUGCCUCCCUCUCAGGGGACUCCUCGCCGACUACCUCCGGCUCAUCCUCCCCCUCCUCCUCUGCUUUCGUCGCUGGCUCCGAUGAGCCCGCGCUUCUCGGGCCAGCCACCUCGACUUCCACCCCCUCUGCUGCCGGGGAUGACGCCGCCGUCCCCUCCUCGCCCCAAAUGGGCAUGUACUUCGAGACGGAGGACGACGCCUACGAAUUCUACAAGGUAUACGCCGCCCGCCUUGGCUUCGUCGUCCGCAAGUCCAACAAGUCCAAGAACUCCCGGCACACCGUCACCCGCCGUCUCUUCGUCUGCUCCAAGCAAGGUUUCCGCCAAGAACCCAAGAAGCCUCAAGAUGAGACCAACGCCACCGACGUCACCGUUGCUGCACCGCCACCGCCUCCUAGGUGCCCGGACUCACGCACCGGCUGCCUGGCGUCCCUCACCAUCAAGCUACUCCCUUCGGCCAAUGCCUUCCGUGUCACUGAAUUUGUCGCCGAGCACAACCACCCGCUCGCCUCUGCAGUGUCCGCGGUGUCACUGGCAAUGAUUCCGUCAAGUUCUUCGCAUCACACCAUUGCCGCUGCUGCAAGCUUGCCGGACCCAAGGGACGGGCCACUCCCAGAGAUGCACUUUGAGACGGAAGAUGACGCCUAUGCCUUCUACAACCGGUACGCCGAGCAUGUGGGUUUCAGCGUCCGCCGCUCAUACAAGAAGCGCAAGCAUGGGGUGAUUGUGUCUCGUAUCUUUGUUUGUUCACGUGAGGGCGUCAGUGACCGUGCCAAGCACGAUGGUCUAGCCAGUAUCAGCACCAAUGCUGGUGGAGGGGCACCAGGUACACCUAGGCCAGGCCCACCACCAACACGAACAGGUUGCCAGGCAAGAAUGGUGAUCAAGAUCACCCCAUGCCGAACAUACCGGGUUGCUAAAUUUAUUGCGGAGCAUAAUCACCCACUCGCUAACUCAGAGACCGUGCACAAGCUGCGGUCCCAUAAGAUGAGGGCUCGAGGGCACGAGCUUGGUGCAGGGGAACUGCAUCGAAGGAAGCAGGGAAAGGGUGUGCAGCUUGGGGAUGCUGGUGCUGCAUUGGAAUACUUGGAAGGGUUGCAGGUGGGAAACCCUUCACUGUAUUAUGCAGUAGGAAUGGCACCUGAUGGGAAUUCAGCUGUAAAUUUCUUCUGGGCUGAUGCAAAGUCAAUCAUUGACUUCAGAAGCUUUGGUGAUGUCGUUUGCUUUGAUACAACAUAUGGGCUGAAUGUGUAUGGGCGACCAUUUGCAUUGUUUGUUGGUGUGGACAACCACAAGCAGUUACUCGUGUUUGGUGCAGCCUUGCUUUAUGAUGAUGGCAUCCAGUCACUGAAAUGGGUAUUUCAGGCAUUUGCUGAUGCCAUGCGUGAUAGGCAGCCAAAGACUAUUCUGAUUGAUGAGCGUUCUGAAUGUGCCAUUGCAGCAGCAGAGGUCUGGCCUGGGAGUAACCAUUGCACAAGCGUGUGGCAUAUAUACCACAGUUCAAAGAGGCACUUGAAGCAGGUGUUCGAAAGCUCGAAAAGUUUUGGCAAUGCUUUGAGCCAGUGUCUCUUUGACUGUGAGGAUGAGAUGGAGUUCUUGUCUGCAUGGGAAAAGCUAAUUGAGAAACAUGACAUUGGUGAGAGUGAAUGGCUCAGCAGACUAUUUCUAGAGAAAGAAAAAUGGGCUCUGCCUUAUAGGAGAACUGUGUUUUCUGCUGAUAUUCUCAGUACUCUUAGAAAGGAUAGUAUGAUUAAUGAGCUAAAACGGGAGCUCAGUGAGCAAGAAGAUAUCCUGCUGUUCUUCAAGCGUUAUGAGACCAUGCUGGAAGAGCAUCGCUCAAAGAAAUUGCAGGCUGAUGUUGAUGGAAAUCAGGUGACUUUGCCAAUCCCGUCCUUGCGGAUGUUAAAACAAUCUUCAAAUGCAUAUACACCUGAAGCUUUCAAGAUGUUCCAGGGUGAGUUUGAGGCUUACAUGAACUGCAUGUCCUUCCCCUGCAGUGCGGUUGGGACAGUGUCAGAGUACAAAAUAACACUUGAUGAGAAGCCAUCAGAGGGCAUUGUGAAAUUUGAUGCCCUAGAUGGCUUGGCCACUUGCAGCUGCAGGAAGUUUGAAUCUGUUGGAAUCCAGUGUUGUCAUGUACUAAAGGUACUUGAUCUCAAGAAUAUCAAGGAGCUCCCAGAACAAUACAUUUUGAAGAGAUGGAGGAAAGAUGCCCGCUCUGUUAGAAUGGGAGAAGAACCUAACUGUGGAUCUAGCAGUAUCAUGCGGUCAUCUUUGGAUGUUCGCUUCUCUAACAUGUGCCGUAUGGUUAGCCUAAUAGCUUCAAGGGCCGCCAAAUCUGAGGAGGCAAUGUCAUACAUUGAGAGUCAAUCAAGCGUUCUUCUGAAGCAUCUGGAUGAAAUUCUGCAGACAGGCUAUCCUGAGAAUGGAAACCAUGAUGUUGCUUCAAGUAGUCAAGCAAUUUCUUUUGUAGGAAAUCAUCCUGACCAUACAACACAAGCAAGAGCAGUUGCACAUACAGCGAAUGGACUGACAUCCUUGUUGGGAAUUUCUGCUUAUCCUGAAUCUAGUGGACAAUUGAAAGGUUCAGUCGGUUCCUUGUACUGUUAG